GUGAGCCAUGAAAAAGAUCUUGGACCAAUCCAAUACUUUCUGUGCAAAUGUUUUGACAGCAUUCAGAGCAUAGAGUUCUCUGCCAGUAGAGAGGUGGUUGGGAUGAGAUCAAGUGAGGGUGAGCAGUUGGAUUUUUUAGCAAAGAUUGGAACUGCUGAUGAACCCCUGGAGAGAUGGCUGGCUGAGACUGAGGCUGAGAUGCAACGCACGAUGAGGGAGAAGUUGCGGACACUUAUUGAGCAACUAAUCCAAACAGAGGGCCUCCUCGUUCCCUUCCUACCAGCAGCUUCAGGAGGGGAAGCUGACUCUGCUAAGGAAGGUGGUCUUACCAUGGAUCCUCCUGGGAUCGUUAAGCUGAAAGUCCAGGAAGCGGAAGGAGGAGCAAAGGCUAGAGACGCUUCUGGAAAAGAAAUGAACCAGAGAGAUGAUAAGGAGUCGAUGAACACGAAGAGUGAGGGACAGAUGAAACAAAUGCCAGCUCAGCUGCAAUACACGAGGCCCAACCAGGCCAUCUUGGUCGCUUCACAAGUUCUCUUUUCGCACAGGGUCGAAAGCAUUCUGGGCUGUUUUAAGAAAGUCAGUGCUCACAGUGACGAUGACGGUGCGUAUGGGGACUGGGAGUGGUUCAGCCUGGGAUUCAGAGGAGGAGGGCUUGGUUCUGGUUCAAGCAGGUUUGAGAAUCUCAAAGCUAACCACCCUCAGAACCUCGCUGUCAUCAUGGAGAACACAAAGACCGGGUUGCAGAAGCUGGGAGACAUGAUGAAUGAUCAAUUGAUGAAGGUGACCGACCUUGUGCGGAAGAAUGUUUCAAGUGAAGAGAUGGAGGGGUGGCGUAGCAUGGCCAUCCUCGGGAUUCAUUUGAGAGACACAAUCCGCCGACUUGUGGUUGACAUGCCCCAAGGUGUUGAUGAUUUUCGAUGGCGACGGUGCAUACGUUAUUACAGGGAGGCUGUGCAUGGCAACUGCACUGUUGAAAUUGCAGAUGCAGGGAGAAUGUAUGGGUACGAGUAUGUCGGAAACAGAAGCAGAUUGGUCAUCACUGGGCUCACAGAGAGGUGCUUUUUGGGACUGCUGACUGCAUUCCAAAUGUCGCUUGGUGGUGCAGUGUGUGGCCCUCCAGGAUCUGGCAAGACAGAAACAUUCAAAGACCUUGCGAAAUCUAUUGGAAAAGCAUGCGUCGUGUUCAACUGUUCGGACUCGCUUGACUUCACAUCUUUCAGCAAUGUUCUUAAGGUAGGAGGACUCCUGCUUUGGUCCUACUGUCUUCCUGUGCCAAUUCUGAUGGCCUGUGCACUCAACUUCCGUCCAGCAACCAUUCCAUUCGUCGGGAAAAAACGAAAAAGAACUUAAGAAGUUAGGUGGGAGAGGGAGGGAAGGUAAUGGGUCGCUACAGCUAACAGGCAGGUUGGGAGCAUAAUUUCCAUUAACUAACAGGGAAGAAUGGGGAGGGCUUGUUUAAUGUGGCUGAAUGUUACACCUCUCAACUGAUGAUAAAAAACGGACCUGAGUUUUUUUUUUUUUUCUUACAAGAAAACAGGGGCUUAUGGUCCCGGCUCCUUUCCAUUCUGGGGAGCAGCAGUCCGGUUCCUAUUCCACCGGCAAGUCAGAAUAAACAUUACAUCAUAGA
Messenger RNA from Chara braunii, 1627 nucleotides. The record is from the annotation of a GenBank genome assembly. Lineage: Eukaryota; Viridiplantae; Streptophyta; Charophyceae; Charales; Characeae.